UGUAAACAAGACCACCAGCGAGCGAGUUACGGGAAGGAGGCAAUCAUGACUGAACAGAAUGAAGAGGCCAAGAAUGCUGUGUUAAAGAGCCGUGAUAAAGGAGGGACAGGCACCAUGACCCCCGGCCCAAGCAGCGGCAUGUCUGUUCGUCUGCCUUCCUUCAGAGGCCCUCGUGACCUCACUCUCUCAGCCUCCUCUGCAUCUACACCAAUUAAACCUACACUUAUAGCUAGACCAAGAAAGACGUUUUCACCAAAUAUUCCUGUUAGAAGAGAAAAAAAUGAAAAAGUUGUGGAAUCAAAGGCAGAAAAAAGUCAAAAGCGAAAUCGUGACCGUGACAAAAGGGAAGGUGGAAGAGGAAGAGGCAGAGGUCGUAACAAGGAAUUUGUUCAGACGACUGGCUCUCUCUUUGGUGAAGGGAUAGCCGCCACUCCCCAAAGACGGGCCGGAGGAGGUUAUGGGUUUGGGUGGGGAGGUGGUGGAGGUGGAGGUGGAACAGGAAAGGCUGGAGAUGCUGGCUUCAUUCACAAACCUGUGCUCAAUCUGGAUACAGUUAAUAACAUAGAUAAGGAUCAUGAAGACCAAAAAUUGAAAGACCUACUAAGAGACAACUUCAUAGAUGACCCCAGUGACCUCUCAGAGCGGGACAGUGACGAGGACUUAUUCCCAGUCCAGCUCCCAAUGGUGGACACAGGUCGAGGCUUUAAGGAAGAGGAUGUGGACCACGAUGUCAAAAUAAAAAAGACAGAACCAAUUAUCACUCCCGAUGGCACUGAAGUAAAGAGUGAGCCAGCAGAUCCUGAAGAAGCCAUGGCAGUGGUAAAUGACACUGAAGAUGCCGUAGAGACAAAGGAUAUUAAGAAAGAGAAUCUACUCAAGCAUACAGACAAAAAGGUUAUGAUGAAGGGAGGCCUACCAGCAAAGGAAAAGACACCAGAGCCAUCAGUGGUCCAGCUUCUGUCAGGGAAACACAAGGAUUUCAUGUUCUUUCAGUUGCCAAACUCCCUUCCCAGUCACCCUCCUGAGAUCAAGCAGGAGCCGCAAACUCAACAACAGAAACAAUCACAGCCUAGUAAUGUUAGCAAUGCAACUGCUGAUGAAGAAGAGGAGAAGAAAGCACAACCUCAGUAUUGUACUUUAAAUACAUUACCAGAAGGGCAGAUUGGGAAGCUCAAGAUAUAUAAAUCAGGGAAGACUGAGCUGUGGUUAGGGGAACAUAAGCUUAUUGUUAAUAAGGGAACUCAGGUUGGGUUUUUGCAGGAUGUUGUGAGUGUGGAGACAGAUGAAGAAAAGAAGAGUGGAAACAUGACUGUUCUCGGGCACAUCGGCCAUCGGCUUGUUUGCUCUCCAGACUUGGAAUCUCUUGUCAGACAAAUGAAGACUUAGCAUUGGCUUCACAUCUAGUCUGUUAUUUCUGUUUUUACUUUUUUUUUUUUUUUUUUUUUUUUUUUUACAGAAUAUUUCAUUAUUUUAAUGGCAUGAUAGGGCUUUAUUUUUUUAAGUGCAGUGGACUGUAUUUGCAAAGCAAUUCUUUUUUGCAGAAAACAGGUUGAGCUACUUUGAGAUACAUUGUUCAUAUUUGAAUAGCAUUCAAGUAUUAAGAAAGUGGUUCUGUUAUUCAGUCAGUUUUGAUAAUCAUUGUGUGAGUAAUAUUUGCACUCAGUGAAAAGAAACUGGAAAGUGAUAGAUAUUUUUGUCUCUUGAUGUUUUUUUUUCUAUUAUCCAGUCUUCUUAAAUUUUCUUUUGCUUAUUUUGGGAAACAUUACUAGAUUGUUGAUAAAGUAGAUGUGUUUAUAAAUAAAAUUGUAUCACAUCUGUA
This is a messenger RNA of Penaeus chinensis, 1819 nucleotides long. It is a transcript of the gene RpIIIC53, whose product is annotated as DNA-directed RNA polymerase III subunit RPC4-like. The transcript is spliced from 11 exons. Bases 46 to 1386 code for a protein of 446 amino acids. Lineage: Eukaryota; Metazoa; Arthropoda; Malacostraca; Decapoda; Penaeidae. Gene Ontology annotation, biological process: transcription by RNA polymerase III. Gene Ontology annotation, molecular function: DNA binding. Gene Ontology annotation, cellular component: RNA polymerase III complex. The record is from RefSeq and is a predicted model, not a curated record.